AUGCCCCAUUCCUUCUUAGCCGCCACACCCCUUACCUCCAAGCUGCUGCUGAGGGGCCCCCAUGGCAUCUGGGGGCCCCUGCGAGGCCCUGCUGCUGCUUGCUGCGCCUUGGGGGCCCCAGAAGGUAGGCAGCAGCGGCCUGUUACUGCAGCAGCAGCAGCAGCAGCAGCAGCUGCUGCUGCUGCUGCUGCUGCACCAUCUGCUGCACACAACUGCGAAAAAAGCCUCUUUUUGGGGGCCCCUCGCUCUUGUCUAAGAAGCUGCUGCCUGCGGGGUGCCCGAGGCAGACUCUAUGCUUCGGCUGCCGCUGAACUGCAGCAGCAGCAGCAGCAGCAGCAGCAGCAGCAGCAGCAGCAGCAGCAGCAGCUGGCGGAGCAGCAGCAACUGGACACUGGGGCAUCUUUCGAGUUUUCCUGGGAGACAGAGCCGGAAGAGGAAUUUCUAAUAGAGGCAGGAGAUAGCAGCAGCAGCAGCAGCAGCAGCAGCAGCACCGACAGCAGCAGCUUCACCCAAAGCCUUUUUGUCCCGCAAGAGGACUUCCAGCAGCAGCAGCAGCAGCAAGCCGCUCUGCAGCGCAGCGCAGACAGUGCUGCCGUUGCUGCUGACGGGGAAGCAGCAGCAGCAGCAGCAACAGCAGCAGCAGCAGCAGCAACAGCAGCAGCAGCAGCAGCAGCAGCGCGGCGUCGGGUGUUUUUGCUGCUGCGCGAGCACGCGCCUGCGGAGGUGUUGGCAGAGUUUCCUGCUGAAGUGCUUGCAGCAGCAGCAGCAGCAGCAGCAGCAGCAGGAAGGCCCGCAGGCAAGGCCUUCAAGCAGCUGGGGGCCCUUCAGGGGGCCCUCGUGCUGCAGUCGAGAAGCAGCAGCAGCAGCAGCAGCAGCAGCAGCAGCAGCAGCAGCAGCAGCCUCACUGUGCAGACACUUGCGGUGGCAGCUGAGGCCUUCCGUACUCUGCGCAUACCCUGCGGGGACUUGUUAGUUUGCAACGUUCCGAAUAUUGCUGCUGCUGCUGAAGCAGCACUGCAGCAGAUCAGCGGGACAGGUGGCUCAGCAGCAGCAGCAGCAGCAGCAGCAGCAGCAGCAGCAGCGGAGGUCGCACCUGCAGCACCUGCACCUGCAGCAGCAGCAGCAGCAGCAGCAGCAGCAGCAGCAGCUUGCAAGUGGGCGCUGCCGCUGCUGGAGGCCUUCACUGCUGCUCGGAUAUCUCACCAGCAAACGCGCAGUUUGCUGCUGCAGCUGCUGCUGCUGCAGCAGGUGCUGCAGCAGCUGCAGCUGCCCCAGCUGGCCUCCCUAGCAGUUUGUGCUGCUGCGGGGCCCCUCCUGGGGGGCCCCCAGGGGCCCCCCACCUUUUCCAUGUUGACCCCUUUAGCUGCAAGAGUCUCCGAGUUUCUUGAUUUGCUGCCUGAGGUCCUCAGCAGCAGCAGCAGCAGCAGCAGCAGCAGCAGCAGCAGCAGCAGCAGCAGCAGUGCUGCUGCUGCUGCUGCGAGCCUGCCGAACUACGGGACUCUCCUGGGGCCUCUUCCUGGCCGCAGCGCUGCCUUCCUAGUGUCCGCCUUCAGCUGCACUGAGCAGCAGCAGCAGCAGCAGCAGCAGCAGCAGCAACAGCAGCAGCAGCAGCAGCAGCAGCAGCAGUUUCUCCAGCUUAGGAACCGUUUGCUGCUGGAGCUGCUGCCUCUUUGCUUCUCCAAAAUGACUGCCUGGGAGUUGGCUGUGACAGCAGAGGCCCUCAGCAAGAUUCACAUGCAAAUCAGCAGCAGCAGCAGCAGCAGAAGCAGCAGCAGCAGCAGCAGCAGCAGCAGGAGCAGCAGCAGCAGUACGUGCUGCAGUAUGGCACGCUCAGCCUCCACGGAGCCAGAGGGUGCUGCUGCUGCUGCUGCUGCUGCUGCUGCUGCUGCUGCUGCUCAGCAGCGACGAACGCAACAGCAGCAGCAGCAGCAACAGCAGCAGCAGCUGCUGCAGCAGCAGCAACAGCAGCAGCAGCAACGGCAUCAGCUGCAGCAGCAGCCGCAGCAGCUGGAGCUGCUGCAAGUGCGGGAUUUGCUGCUGCGCGUCGGAGCUGCUGCUGCUGCUCGGCUGCAGCAGUUCAGCAUCACAACGCUCACUGCAUUGCUGCAGGCGCUGCAGUGCUGCAGCAGCAGCAGAAGCAGCAGCAGAAACAGCAAAGGUCUUAUCAGCAGCAGCAGCAACGGAACCAGCAGCAGCAGCAGCAGCAGCGAGAGCAGCAGCAGCAGCAGCAGCGAGAGCAGCAGCAGCAGCAGCAGCAGCAAAGAUGUGGCCGCGGCUUUACUCUGCGGAGUCGCAGUGCUGCUGCGGGCGCUGCUGCUGCAAGGCCACCUGCUGGGGGAGUUGGCUUUGGAGUGCCUGCGCAGUUUGCUGCUGCAGCAAGUGUCUCCUCAUUUGCUGCUGCAGCAAGGGUCUCCUCAUUUGCUGCUGCAGCAAGGGUCUCCUCAUUUGCUGCUGCAGCAAGGGUCUUCUCAUUUGCUGCUGUCUCCUUUUUGCUUCUUGUCUCUGGCGGAGGGCAUUUGCUGCUGCCGGCCGGACGCCAUCCAGGUGUACGUACACCUCAUCCAGCGCUGGCAGCAGCUGCAGCAGCAGCUGCAGCAGCUGCAGCAGCAGCAGAAGCAGCUGUUGCUGCAGCAGCAGCUGCAGCAGAUACAGACUCAAACCAUACGCUUUGCUGCUGCGCUGCUGCUGCAUGCGGCUCCCCACCAACUGCAGCAGCUCUUGCAGCUUCCAGCAACGCAGCAGCUUCUCAGCGAGGCCCUUCAAACAGCAGCAGCAGCAGCAGCAGCAGCAGCAGCAGAGAGUGGCGCGCAGGGCGUGGCUGUGGACUCUGCAGCAGCAGCAGCAGCAGCAGCAGCAGCAGCGCUGGGCCUCCCGAGUGCUGCUCUGGAGAGCUUUCCGGCAAAAGGAGCAACAGCAGCAGCGCCACAGGAGUCAGCAGCAGCAGCAGCAGCAGCGCCACAGGAGUCAGCAGCAGCAGCAGCAGCAGCAGCAGCUGCUGCUGCUGCUACACCUCAAGACACGCUGCUGCGGAUCGCGGCUGCAGUAGCGUGCGCGUGGCUUGCAAAGUCCGUGGCUGCUGGCAGCAGCAGCAGCGGCAGCAGCAGCAGCAGCAACAGCAACAGCAGCAGAGCGACCAUGGGAGAAGCAGCUGCUUUUCCUGAAGCCUUCGUGGGCCUAGUGCUAGCUGGCUUAAAGGGGACGCAGUGGAGGCACAGAGGGGACUCGCGUUUGCUGCAGCAGGUGCUGCUGCUUGCUGCUGACGAGGGUUUCUGGGGCUCUGCUGCAGCAGCAAAUAAUCCGACACACAAAGCUGCUGCUGCUGCUGCUGCUAAGUGGGAGGAAAACACGCCGAUUUCCACUGUGACAAACAGCAGCAGCAGCAGCAGCAGCAGCAGCAACAGCAGCAACAGCAGCUGCCUCCACUGCAGCACAGAAGACAGCUGGGGCGCUUGCUGGGCAGUUUGUGAGAGGCCGCGGGCGCCGUGCGGCAGCUGCAGCAGCAGCAGCAGCAGCAGCGGCAGCAGCAGCAGCAGGGAAGAGCUCCAAGCGCUUCUGCUGCUGCUGAAGGAUCUGCUCUUCUCGCAGCGGUCCACAGCCGCCAAGACUCAUUUACAGCCAGCAGCAGCAGCAGCAGCAGCAGAAGCACCAACGGCACCCGAAACAGCAGCAGCAGCAGCAGCAGUAGCUGCUGCUGCUGCUGCUGCUGCUGCUGCGGAUGCACUUCUCAGCUCUGCUUCCUUUGUUAAGGAUUCGACAGGAAUGGAAGGUUUGUGCGUUUCUGUUCCUUUGGAUUUCGGGUGUAUAGGCAGCUGCAGCAGCACAACUGGCAGCAGCGGCAGCAGCAGCAGCACCGGCAGCAACAGCAGCAGUGACAGCAGCAGCAGCAGCAGCAGCAGCAGCAAAUCGGAAGCAAAGAACCGCUUCUCCACUUCGACUUACCUUCCGCAGCCAGCUGACAAAGCAGGAGCUGUAGCAGCAGCAGCAGCAGCAGCAGCAGGACGAAAAGCAGCAGCAGCAGAAGCAGCAGCAGCAGCAGCAGCAGCAGCAGAAACAAAUGUUUUGUUUGUGCUGCUGGAGGAGAAACACUGCCUUUCAGCUGUAAAGCACAUUGCGGACCUCCAGCUCCCUCCCGGUGACUGUCAGCAGCAGCAGCACAACAGCAGCAGCAGCAGCAGCAGCAGCAACAGCAGCAGCAGCAGCAGCAGCAGCAAUCGUCUGCUGCAGCGCUACCUGCAGGACGUUGCGCCGCGUCCCCCGGCGCUGCUGCUGCUGCAGCCUCAGCAGCAAGACAGUAAGUUUUCUGAGUGGCAGUUUGAAUCGGUUUUAAGGACUGCUGCUGCUGCUGCUGCUGCUGCUGCUGCUGUAGCAGCAACAACGACAGCAGCAACAGCAACAGCAGCAGCAGCAGCGUGUCUUGUGUGUCUUUCAGUUUUAAUGCAUCUUCCUGCUGCUGCUGCCACCGCUUUGGCCUUUUUGCAAAAACAAACAAAACCCAAACAAGCCCAAGUGGUGCUCGUGCAGCAGCAGCAGUGGUCGGGACUCGGAAGAAACAGCAGACUGCAGCAGCUGCAGCAGCUGGUGGAGGCCUUACCUGCAGCAGCAGCAGCAGCAGCAGCAACUGCUGCUGCUGCUGCUGCUGCUGCAGAGCCUGCUGCUGCCUGA
Eimeria necatrix is the source of this 4662-nucleotide messenger RNA. RefSeq lists its product as hypothetical. Bases 1 to 4662 code for a protein of 1553 amino acids. Lineage: Eukaryota; Apicomplexa; Conoidasida; Eucoccidiorida; Eimeriidae. The record is from RefSeq and is a predicted model, not a curated record. The transcript has 6 exons.